UCAUGCUGCGCGGUUUUUCGAUGACAUUGUUGUCGUCAACGUCUUCUUUUCUUGUAUUUUUUUCCCCGUCGAUAUAAUUCUUUCAUUCAAGUUUAUCUCCUUCAACUUUUUUUUUCUGCUUUUUUUUUGUAUCGCCGUUUGCUCUUCAGUUUGUUUACUCUUUCCUUUCAUUCUCCUUGUUCGCUUUUGCUUUCACUUCAUUUUCAUCACAUCCCAUUUCAUUAUCUUUUUUUUUCUUUCCUUUCCAUUUUAUCCAAAGUCUUCCGCUCCUUUUGCAUUUUUUUUUAUUUAUUUUGUUUUUUGUCUUUUAUUUUUGAUUUCUUUGUGUAUUCUCCUGUUUCGGUGGUCUCUAUGCUAUUUGAUCGAUAUCGAAAACCAAAACGACCCGAUGGUUCACCGAAACGAAGCUUCGCUGACGUUUUAUUUCGUAAACUGGCCAAGAAAGCAUGGCCGCAACCCAAGUUGACGCCGUCCAGUUCAAUGAUUCGUCAGAUGGACAAAGACCAUGGCUCAAUGUCCACCAUGGCAUCGCCUCGUCCUUCAACAUCGCUACCCAAUAUCACGACAACGGCCAUGGUAUCUUCACCCCAUCCCCUGAAGGCGACGAGCAAGGAGUCCCCCAAACCAAUGGCAACAGUAUCCACGCCUACGUUGUUGCUAUUCGACGUCCCUCGUGCCCCUAACCGGAAUAUGAACAAAAGACAUUCAGCGGAGCCAUAUCGAUCAGCGACGUGGGCACGGCUAAAGCAGACACCGUUGCCGCCGAAUUUCGGAGACCAAAGACAUUCAUUCACCUUUGGUCAUCCUUUUCCACCCAUUGAUGCGUGUGAAAAACGUCUGACCAAAGCCGAUCUGGUCCUGUCGCCUCGUCAACGGCAGAAAAUCGAUCGGUUCCUUGCCGUGGCCGCGGCCGGGGGGAAUUUACCUCCAUGUUUGCCCCAACGGUCCAUGAGCCAGCAGCUUGUGCCACCUUCCAAACAGAUUCUGACACGAGCCCACUCCACUUCUAACCUGAACCAGGGACAGAUCACACCUCUUUACAGCGACGAACUGAACGAUCUGUUGAACCGAAAAGAAAAUGUCAUGCUCAUUGAUGUACGAAAUUUGAUCGAUUACCAAAGACGACGGAUACGAGAUUCGUUCAAUAUUAAUUUGCCUUCGCUGUUAAUUAAACGUCACCAACGUGGCACGGUCUCCAAUCUUAAUCUCGAAAAUUUUAUCACCACCACCGAAGGAAGAGAUCGGUACCGUGCUCGCCAGCAGGCUUACUUGACCGAAUCGCCCGUCCCUACAUCUACAUUGGCGAAACCAGGGGAAGAAAAAUCCAUCCUCGAAAAAAAGGCUGCUGAAGCCAGUCAACGAAAGAGAUCCAGUCGUAUCUGGGUAGUGUAUGAUGAUGCAAUGCAAGAAUCGCAGCGCACGUCACAAGCAUGGACAAUUUUAAGUGUACUGCAGCGCGCCAUGACCUCCGAUCGUGUAUACUAUUUAAGCGGCGGGUUUCAUCAAUUUGAAGCGUUUAAGCAUCAUUUAACGACAGACGAAGACGAUGUGUAUCCCGAGGAUGAUUUGCCCCCUCAGCCAACGUCCCAUCGGUUGCAACCAUUGAUGUAUCCAUUCGAUGGCUCGGUCGCUACGCAACAAACCUCGGUUUAUCCACGACGUUCCAUGAGCUAUACAAUAGGAUCGAGCAACGAUAAGAGUAUGAUCAAUCGGCGCACUAGUCUUUUUAGUCUGGAUACACAAGCGGCUCGGGUGAACAACGCCAACGCGCUGGCGCGUAGAGCAAAUCGGCGUUCACAAAAAGCCGACGGCACUUCGCUGGCUGUGCCUCAAACUUCGCGGUCAUCGCAGUACACCCCAUCCACGGUAUCUCUUUUGGGCCGAGUUAGCGAAGAUGAGGCGGAUGUGUCGCCGCACACGGAACGUGAUUUCGAUUUUACGAUUUCCGAAAUUAUACCUGGAUUUUUGUUCGUGGGACCUGAAAUUGAAACCAAGGAACAAGCCGCUCAGUUGGAAGACCGAAAAAUCAAACGCGUCCUGAAUAUGGCGGAAGAAUGUAACAAUCAAAUCUUGCCGGAUGAGAUAUUGUAUCGAAAAAUCAGUGCCCGUGACACGGUGGAGAUGAAGAAUAUUGAUUGGGUCAUGAUGGAAGCCGUCUGUUUCAUAGAAGAAGCCAAGCGACAGCAUGCACCAAUUUACGUCCAUUGCAAAGCCGGUAAAUCUCGGUCUGUCACAGCCAUUUUAGCCUAUUUGGUAUGCUCGGAACGAUGGACGUUGAAACAAGCGUAUCGACACGUUAUCAAGGCUCGUCCAAAUAUGUCUCCCAAUAUUGGGUUCAUUGCCGAGCUAAUGAAGAUGGAAGGCCGUGUGCAUGGUCGCGUGAGUUCCUUCAUGGAAACCGACUGGCAGUCAGCAUCCAUACCUACCCCUGACUAUACCCGCGAGCAGCAACAGCUCGAACAAGCAUGGAAACAAUCGCCACGCCCGUCAGCAGCAUAGAAAACAAAACAAGUUCUUUUCUGUUAUAUACGCUCUUUUCAUUAAAAAAAAAAGAAACAUCAUCCCUUUUGUGCUAUGAGUUCUCUGAUAUUAUAGUCGAUUUAGAUCGAAGUGAAACUCACAUGAGUUGGG
Messenger RNA from Radiomyces spectabilis, 2631 nucleotides. RefSeq lists its product as uncharacterized. Gene Ontology annotation, molecular function: protein tyrosine/threonine phosphatase activity; MAP kinase tyrosine/serine/threonine phosphatase activity. The record is from RefSeq and is a predicted model, not a curated record. Gene Ontology annotation, cellular component: cytoplasm. Bases 352 to 2499 code for a protein of 715 amino acids. Gene Ontology annotation, biological process: protein dephosphorylation; negative regulation of MAPK cascade. The transcript is spliced from 2 exons. Lineage: Eukaryota; Fungi; Mucoromycota; Mucoromycetes; Mucorales; Radiomycetaceae.